AUGAUGGGUGAGGUUGGCGCAACCGUGACGUGUAACAACGAGGGCGUGCUCAAUAACAGCGAGGAGGGCAUUAUUUAUCGCCUCUGCCAGGAUAUGUAUCAGGAGAUGCAAAACCGUUCCUUCACAUCCCCCGCCGGAGAGACCAUCAGCUGGGAGGUGCAUGUCUUCUUUGUGGAGGUGUACUGCGAGAAGAUCAGUAGUCUGUUGAAUCGCAGCACACCCGGUUUCCAUCGUGACGAGGUCAUUGGAAAUGAAAUAUACUUCUUCCUUACCGACGCGCGCCGUGUGCCUGUGACAAAUACAGUGGUUGUUUAG
This is a messenger RNA of Trypanosoma rangeli, 315 nucleotides long. RefSeq names its product putative Unc104-like kinesin. Gene Ontology annotation, biological process: microtubule-based movement. The coding region runs from base 1 to 315 and encodes 104 amino acids. Lineage: Eukaryota; Euglenozoa; Kinetoplastea; Trypanosomatida; Trypanosomatidae. The transcript has a single exon. Gene Ontology annotation, molecular function: ATP binding; microtubule binding; microtubule motor activity. The record is from RefSeq and is a predicted model, not a curated record.